AUGUCUGGCACCGAGAAUCAACAGCCCAGCCUCGUAGGAGGACAUGCUGAGUACGUCAAGGGCGCCGCGGAGGCCGCCAUCGGCAACGUCACAGGCUCCCAGGCGUGGAAGGCAUCGGGGGAGCAGGCCAAGGCGCACGGCGUGUCGGACAUGAAGGCCGCGAGCGAGGGCCGGGACGCUAGCAGCCAGGGGUACGGCAAGGCCGAGGAGCUGGCUGGCAAGGCGGUGGGCUGUGAGGGCAUGGUGAAGGAGGGGGAUGCCAGUGCGAAGAAGGAUUAA
Molecule: messenger RNA, 279 nt
Organism: Diaporthe citri
Lineage: Eukaryota; Fungi; Ascomycota; Sordariomycetes; Diaporthales; Diaporthaceae
Exons: 2
Coding region: 1-279 (92 amino acids)
Source: RefSeq, a predicted model, not a curated record